This is a messenger RNA of Phlebotomus papatasi, 2583 nucleotides long. RefSeq names its product ionotropic receptor 21a (gene Ir21a). The transcript has 5 exons. Bases 1 to 2583 code for a protein of 860 amino acids. Gene Ontology annotation, molecular function: glutamate-gated receptor activity. The record is from RefSeq and is a predicted model, not a curated record. Gene Ontology annotation, cellular component: membrane. Lineage: Eukaryota; Metazoa; Arthropoda; Insecta; Diptera; Psychodidae.
AUGAAACUAAAAUUCGCGGGAGUUCUUCUAGUGCUCAGUGUCUCACUAAACGUAGUUAGUGUCCUGGAAUUGCCUCCAAUUCAUUGUCCUAGAAAUGGCACCAUCCCGAGAACCGUACAAAAACGCUUCGUGGAUCCGACUUUUCGGGGAAAUCCUAAAACGCGAGAGGAAGUUUGGCAUAGGAAUUUCAAUACAACUUCCGCUGCGUUUGAUCAGACCCCAGCUCUUAUCACUCUUCUGUACAAAAUAACUACUCAAUACCUCAAUGCCUGCAUCCCAGUUAUCCUCUACGAUAGAUUCGUCCAGAAUUCAGAUAGUAUCAUCCUGCAGAAGCUCUUUGAGAAUUUUCCUGUGACCUUCAUUCAUGGGCGCAUCGAUGGAAAUUAUUCUUUGGAAAAGCCUGAGCUCCUUUUACCGAGUUUAGAUUCAAAGUGUCGCAGUUUUAUUCUCUUUCUAUCGGAUGCAAUGAUGACCAGGAAGGUCCUGGGUCCUCAAAUCCGCUCCAGAGUCGUUGUGAUUCCUCGUUCGACGCAGUGGAAGCUGCAGGAAUUCCUCUCAUCCCCGCUUUCACGAGAUAUCAUCAAUCUUCUCGUGAUUGGCGAGUCCUAUACCGUGGACAUCACCAAGCAGAGACCAUUUGUCCUGUACACCCACAAACUCUACUCCGACGGUUUGGGCGCCAAUAAGCCCGUUGUCCUAACUUCUUGGAUCAAGGACAGACUAACCCGACCGCAUGUAAAUCUUUUCCCAUCGAAAUUCAGGAAAGGAUUCUCCGGACAUCGUUUCCUCGUGGCAGCUGCCCAUCAACCGCCUUUUGUGUUCAAGAGAAAGUCGACCGAUGGUGUAGGGAAUGUGAAUAUCGCUUGGGAGGGAGUUGAACUGAGAAUGCUGAACAUCAUGAAGUCAAAGCUCAACUUCACGUACGAAAUCAUGGAACCACGGAGCCAAGAACUGAGUUCUGGGGAUGGGGUUGUUCAGGAGGUAGCUCAUGGAUCGGCAGAUAUUGGCGUAGCAGGAGCCUAUGUGACCACCAAGAGACUGGAAGAUGUAGAAAUGACUUUUGGACACUCCCGAGACUGUGCCGUUUAUGUAACUCUCAUGUCCAAAGCUCUACCGAGAUACCGAGCCAUCAUGGGCCCUUUCCAGUAUCCCGUCUGGAUAGCUCUAACAGCCACCUAUUUGGUCGCAAUCUUCCCCCUGGCUUUCUCUGAUCGCCUGACCCUGAGUCACUUGAUAGGCAAUGCCGGAGAGGUUGAAAAUAUGUUCUGGUACGUCUUUGGUACCUUCACAAAUUGCUUCACCUUCACCGGCAAGUACUCCUGGAGCACCAGUAAGAAAAACUCAACGAGAAUGCUUAUUGGAUGGUACUGGGUCUUCACAAUUAUCAUAACAUCCUGCUACACGGGUUCUAUCAUUGCCUUCGUGACACUUCCGAUCUUUCCAUCCACUGUGGACAGUAUUGACCAACUCCUCAGUGGAUUCUAUAGAUUUGGCACGCUGGAGAAGGGAGGAUGGGAAUAUUGGUUUGCAAAUUCAACUCACAAAGACACAGCUAGGCUAAUCAAGGACCUAGAAUUCGUCAAGGAUGUCCCUGAGGGACUCAAUAACGUCACGAAAGCCUUCUUCUGGUCAUACGCUUUCCUAGGUUCAAGAGCUGAACUGGAGUACAUUGUCCAGUCCAAUUACACAGAUGACACAAUGGGAAAGAGAUCAGGACUUCACCUUAGUGACGACUGUUUCGGACUCUUCUACACAGGCCUAGCAAUGCCCAAAGAUUCAGUCUACACCGAUCCCUUCAACGACGCCAUCUUGAGGAUUCAACAAAGUGGCCUAAUGAGCAAGAUAGAAAAUGAGGUGUCCUGGACAAUGCAGCGCACUAGCACUGGGCGCUACUUGCAAGUGAUUCCCGGGAAGCUAGCAACAGCCGCUGUCGAGGAGAGAGGCUUGACUCUCGCAGACACAGAGGGCAUGUUCCUGCUGCUGGGAAUAGGCUUCCUCUUGGCAGUGGCUGCUCUGGUUUCCGAAUGGGUAGGCGGUUGCACACGCAAGUGCAAAAGUAUCCUGCUGAGGAGGAAGAGACGCGCAGAGGGAGUCUAUUCGGAAGAUGUCUCAGAGACAACUUCCUACCAUCCCAAUUCUAUGCAACCGGAUAGAGGAGCAAGUGCAGAGUUUGGAAUCACUGGGGCAACAUCCGACGGGGAAAUUCCGAGAAAGUCUAUCAGCUUGCGGAGCUUGAACAAGCAAACGCUGAAAGAAUUGUAUGAUGGACCCAAAAGAAGACAUUCAACGGUGAUUCUGAUGGAUGGUCAAAUGAUGACGGACGCUGAAGCUCUGGAGAAACUCCAGGAAAAGCACAAGGAUGCAGAUCCAAAUGAUCUGGCGAAGAUUUUUGGGUAUCUCGACCAAGAAGGUGACGGGAAAGGAAAAGUCAAGGAUUGUCAUCCACAAAAGGAGUCUUUUGAAUCAGAUCAGGAAGUUAUCAAGGAGAUUCACAAAGCUGAAAUAAAUCGUCCUGCAACACCAUUCUCAAAAGAACAAAUAGAUGAAGCUUUCGGGGAAAAGGUUAUUCAUUCAGAGUAUUAG